Salarias fasciatus (jewelled blenny) is the source of this 3114-nucleotide messenger RNA. RefSeq names its product integrin beta-3-like. Gene Ontology annotation, cellular component: integrin complex; focal adhesion; cell surface. The record is from RefSeq and is a predicted model, not a curated record. Gene Ontology annotation, molecular function: fibrinogen binding; integrin binding; fibronectin binding. The transcript has 15 exons. Bases 62 to 2428 code for a protein of 788 amino acids. Gene Ontology annotation, biological process: cell migration; integrin-mediated signaling pathway; platelet aggregation. Lineage: Eukaryota; Metazoa; Chordata; Actinopteri; Blenniiformes; Blenniidae.
GCACACACACACACCCACUCACACACACACACACUCACACACAGAGCUCUCCUCUGCGGCCAUGGGAUCUUUACCACUUUACCGUCUCCUGACUCUGCUUUUCCUUCUGUCCGCGGCCUCAGACGUCCACGGUUCCAACAUAUGCACGUCACAGGGAGUGACUGCCUGUCAGCAGUGCCUGGCUGUUCACCCGAGCUGUGCCUGGUGCUCCCAGGAGGAGUUUGGGAAGGGGGGAUCCAGCACUUCUCGCUGCGACCUGAAAGAGAAUCUGCUGAAAGGAGGGUGCAGCCAGGCGGCCCUGGAGUUUCCCACCAGCUCCGUGACCACGCAGAGGGAUGACCCGCUCAGCAACAAGGCCUCGGGGACGGGCGGAGACGUCACCCAGAUCAAACCCCAGAAACUCCACAUGGUGCUGAGGCCAGGUGAUGCCCAGCGAUUCACUGUGAGCGUGAGGCAGGUUGCGGACUACCCCGUAGACCUCUACUAUCUGAUGGACCUCUCGUUUUCCAUGAAGGACGACUUGGCUCGUCUGGUCACUUUGGGAAACGAUCUGGCUAAGGCGAUGGGCCGAACCACCAGCAACCUGCGCAUGGGGUUCGGAGCAUUCGUGGAUAAGACUGCGUCUCCAUUCAUGGUCACCUAUCCUCCAGAGUCCGUCGUCAACCCUUGCGAUACGAUCAGCGAGGUGUGCCAGGCUCAGUUUGGCUUCAAGCACGUGCUGUCGCUCACCGAGACGGUAGCUCGCUUCACCGAGGAGGUGGAGAAGCAGCAGGUGUCCAGAAACAGGGACGCUCCGGAGGGCGGAUUCGAUGCAGUCUUGCAGGCUGUGGUGUGCAAGGAAAGGAUCGGCUGGCGACCGGACGCCUCACACCUUCUGGUGUUCACCACCGAUGCCAAGACUCACAUCGCUCUGGACGGACGCAUCGCGGGCAUCGUCCAGCCGAACGACGGACUGUGUCACCUGGACAGCGACAACGUUUACAACAAAACCACAGUGCUGGACUAUCCUUCCUUGGGGCUUAUCAAUGAAAAAAUAUCAGAUAACAACAUCAACUUAAUUUUUGCUGUGACCAAGUAUGUGGAACCUCUUUACAAGGAGUACAGUAACCUCAUUGCUGGUACUACUGUAGGAACUCUGUCUGAUGACUCCGGAAAUGUUAUUCAGUUAAUUGAACAGGCCUACGCGAAAAUUCGUUCAGAAGUAGAACUGGAGCAGGUGGACGUCCCGGAGGAGUUGGAUCUCUCCUUCAAUGCGACCUGCUUAAAUGGAGAGGUCAUCAAAGGACUCAAGUCCUGCUCCGGCCUCAAGAUUGGAGACACGGUGUCGUUCAGCGUGGAGGCUCAGCUGCGAGGCUGCCCUAAAGAGAAGAGUCGCACUUUUUCCAUCAAGCCCCGAGGAUUCAAAGACUCUCUGGACAUCACGGUAGAAUUCGCCUGCGGUUGUAACUGUGAGGCCAGCGCGGUGGUGGACAGCCCGCUGUGCAGCGACGGAAACGGGACCCGCGAGUGCGGGGUGUGCCAGUGCCACCAGGGCCGGCUGGGCCCGCACUGCGAGUGCUCCGUGGAGGACUACAGUCCGUCUGAUGACGCCAACUGCAUCCCCAAACCGGGGAGCCCCAUCUGCAAUGGCAGGGGCGACUGCUUGUGUGGACAGUGUUCCUGUCACGCCAGCGAGUUCGGCCAAGUUUGGGGGAAGUACUGCGAGUGUGACGACUUCAACUGUCUGCGCUUCAAGGGGGCCCUUUGCUCCGGUCAUGGUAAAUGCAGCUGUGGCAUCUGCCAGUGCGACGCCGGGUGGAAGGGAGAGAACUGUAACUGCAGCACCCGGAUCGACACGUGCACGUCCAGCAUCGGCCUGCUGUGCACCGGCCGGGGGAACUGCGAGUGCGGCGUGUGUCAGUGCACCCAGCCCGGCGCCUACGGAGAGACCUGCGAGAAAUGCCCCACCUGCCCCGACUCCUGCACCAUCAAAAAGUCGUGUGUGGAAUGUCAGCACUUCAAGAGAGGGCAGUACAUCGAAGACAACAGCUGCAAUCGGAUCUGCAGGAAUGAGAUUGAAGUCGUGGAUGAGCUGGUUUUCCAUGACACGAACGCCGUGAACUGCUCGUACAAAGACGUGGACGACUGUGUGGUGCACUUCCAGUACUACGAAGACGACAGCGGGAAAUCCAUCCUGUUUGUGGUGAAGGAACCAGAGUGUCCCGAAGGCCCGGACAUCCUGGUGGUCCUCCUGGCGGUGGCGGGAGCCAUCCUGCUGCUGGGCCUGGCCGGCCUGCUGAUCUGGAAGCUGCUGGUGACCAUCCACGAUCGCAGGGAGUUCGCCAAGUUCGAGGAGGAGCGCGCCAAAGCCAAAUGGGACACGGCGAACAACCCUCUGUACAAACAAGCCACCUCCACCUUCAAAAACGUGGCGUACCGGGGAAACUGACGGCCAAGGCCAGCGAGGACUAACUCAGGGUGGAAUGUAGCAGCACAGAAAUGGAUACUUUCACACUGUCCUGUGACUGAAACCUGCUAACUGCUGUCAGCAACGUGAUGUAUUGACUGUAAAGAAGCAAAACAAGACAAAAGAGGACUGAAACUGUUAAUAUAAGUCCGCUUCGUGGCCUUUUUCUUUCUGCACUGUGUCAGGGAUGGAGCUUCGUUCAACUCAGUGGAUCCACAGCCCCCCCCCCCCGCCAUACAAAGGCAAAAAUCCUUUAUAAAAUAAAAGCACUGGACAGCUUCACGUCUCUGGCACCUGACCGGGAAUUUACAGCCAUGCAAACUGCUACUGAAUGUCUGUCACCAUUAUUUUUUAAGGUCUAAAGUCUACAACUGCAGUAUUUGUCCUUAAAGUUUGCUGUACGUGAGAUUUCACUGUGGCAGGAGUGAGUGGAUGUUCUUGAGCGCUGCAGCAGUUUGCUGCUUCAUCAGGUUUUCUUAUUGGAGGGAAAAUGUGCUACUGUCUCUUCUGUUGUUAAAAAAAGGCCUCACCGCCUCAUGUUGUGGUUCAAAGCGUUUAAAAAAAAAAAAAAAAAACCAUCAAGCUGCGGCUCGAUGUUUAGCUUGUUAUUUUCACUGGGAUGUUCUGAUGUAAAAUAUUACAUACUGCACCUUCAAAACGUCUCAAAC